Molecule: messenger RNA, 4174 nt
Organism: Dreissena polymorpha
Lineage: Eukaryota; Metazoa; Mollusca; Bivalvia; Myida; Dreissenidae
Product: PR domain zinc finger protein 5-like
Exons: 8
Coding region: 102-2507 (801 amino acids)
Cellular component (GO): nucleus
Molecular function (GO): histone methyltransferase activity; protein binding
Source: RefSeq, a predicted model, not a curated record
GUUUCACAAAAGAAGUACAGGUUAUAUUCACCUACUUCAAAAACACAGCUUAUGGCAAGGGGUUGCUGACAGGGGCCCCUAUUAAAACCACUGCCAGAAAAAUGGCACAUACACAGAAAAGUGUGGCGGCCUCCAAAAAGUUCAAAAUGAGAAAACAAAAAACCGAAAGCAAUACCUUGGAAAGUGACAUGAAAAGCGAGAGUACAAUUAGAAAGGACUUUGAUCCCAAAAUCCAAACUAGUUUAGACACUAUAUCGGCUAGAGUAAAUCCAGAGACAUUAAAUUCAGACCAAACAAUAGAUGACUUGAACUCUGUUAGUGUCAAAAUUGAGACUGAUGAAUGGUAUAGUACGGCUUCUGAUUUUUAUUCUGAUUGUGCCAAAUCAAAACAGGUUCUAUGGGAAGAGAGACAUCCAGAUUGCAACAAACAAGAUGGCUUCACCUCUGAAUGUGCGAAAUCAGAACAGAUGGAAUGUGAAGUUAUGCGUCAAGAUGUUACCAGACAAGCUUGCUUAAAUUCUGAAUGUGUGAACAAAAACACGACUUCCAAUUCAAAUGCACAAGAUGAGCUCCAUUCUGUAUUUGGGGCAACACAACAGUCUCUAAAUCCAAUUACAGACCAGGAUUAUUUAUCAACAAAUGACUUCAAUAAUAAAUGUGGUAUAGCUAAACAGAAUAUUAAGACAGAAACAGACAAUGAAAAUACAACAGUAAAUACAAGUACAUGUUCAAAAACACCAGAGAAUCAAGCUAAACUGGCCGACCAAUAUUCUGUAUAUCUGACCUGGGAAGAGAUUGAACUUUCAAAUGUUGACGAAUUUUGUGCUAAAUCAGCUGUUGGUGGAGGGACAAUACAAAUGGACCAAUACUCCAACUUAAAUGUUCCAAGACAUUCGGACUCGGAAAAAGAGAAUGCUGUGACAGGAACUCUUCCCCUUUUCCUGGAACCAACUAAGAUUAAAUUGGAGGAAAAGGAUGACCAUGUGAACAAAGUUAAAAGAAUGAAGAUAACGAUGUCCCCAGAAAAAGACAAGACUGAGUACAUUCUUCAACUGAGGAACCUUGCCAGCUGUAUGAGCCUGGAACCCCCAGAUAAUGACCAUUUUCUCUACUGUGGAGAAUGCAAUAAGGAGUUUGAUGGGGACUGCCCUGUCCAUGGACCCUAUAACUACAUACAGGACAAAGAGGUGCCUGAAGAAGACCCUCUUAAAGCUGAGCAUACCUUGCCAGAUUGCCUUGAAAUCAAAACAUCCAAAAUAGCUGGAGCUGGUCUUGGAGUGUUUUCCAAGGAGGGACUGGUAUCCAGGAUCAUGUUUGGACCGUAUGGGGGAGAUAUCAUCACUGACAACCAUAAGUCAGGGUAUUGCUGGCAGGGAAAGAUCUAUAAGGAUGGCAAAGGGAGUCACUUUGUGGAUGCCCAGAACAAAGCCACCUCUAACUGGAUGAGAUAUGUGAACUGUGCUAUGACGGAGGCAGAUCGGAACCUUGUAGGAUUGCAGUACAAAGGAGGCAUCUAUUACUGCACAUUGAAGCCAGUUUCACCAGAUGAAGAACUGCUGGUCUGGUACAGAGAUGAAUUAGCCAGAAAACUUGGCCUCAUCAGACCCAAAAACCUGCCGAGCAGUUGUUCAAGUAAAAACAUACAUUCAGGAGAGAGACCUAACAAGUGUGAGGAGUACGGUUUUGCUUGUAAGCAGAGUUCUGGCUUGAAGAAACACAUGAGGAUACAUACAGGAGAGAGACUGUACAAGUGUGAGGAGUGUGGUGGUACUUUUAACCAGAGUUCUGACUUGAAGCAACACAUGAGGGUACAUUCAGGAGAGAGAUUGUACAAGUGUGAGGAGUGUGGCUAUUCUUGUUACCAGAGUAGUACCUUAAAGACACACAUGAGGAUACAUUCAGGAGAGAGACUGUACAAGUGUGAGGAGUGUGGUUAUGCAUGUGACCAGAGUAGUACCUUGAAGACACACAUGAGUAUACAUUCAGGAGAGAGACCGUACAAGUGUGAGGAGUGUGGUUAUGCUUGUAAGCAGAGUAGUACCUUGAAGACACACAUGAGGAUACAUACAGAAGAGAGACUGUACAAAUGUGAGGUGUGUGGUAAAGCAUUUAAACAGAGUGGAAACUUGAAGACGCACAUGAGGAUACAUACAGGAGAGAGACCGCACAAGUGUGAGGUGUGCCGUUAUGCAUGUAAUACGAGUUCUGACUUGAAGAUACACAUGAGGAUACAUACAGGAGAGAGACCGCACAAGUGUGAGAUGUGCAGUUAUGCAUGUAAGACGAGUUCUGACUUGAAGACACACAUUAGGAUACAUACAGGAGAAAAACCUUUCAAGUGUGAGGUGUGUGGCUAUGCUUGUAAUCAUAGUUCUGGCUUGAAGAAACACAUAAGGAUACAUACAGGAGAAAGACCGUACAAGUGUGAGGUGUGUGGCUAUGCUUGUAAUCAGAGUUUUGACUUGAAAAAACACAUGAGGAUACAUACAGGAGAAAGACAGUAUUAGUGUAAGGUGUGUGGCUAUGCUUGUAAUCAGAGUUUUGACUUGAAGAAAACAUGAGGAUACAUACAGGAGAAAGACCGUACAAGUGUGAGGUGUGUGGCUAUGCUUGUAAUCAGAGUUUUGACUUGAAGAAACACAUGACGAUACAUACAGGAGAAAGGCCGUAUUAGUGUACGGUGUGUGGCUAUUUGUGUAAAUAUAAUGGUCACUUUAAGACACACAUGAUGAUUCAUACAGGAGAGAGACCACACAAAUGUGAGGUGUGUGGUUAUGAAUGUACCCAGAGUAGUACCUUGAAGACACACAUGAGGAUACAUUCAGGAGAGAGAUAGUACAAGUGUGAGGAGUGUGGUUAUGCAUGUAACCAGAGUAUUACCUUGAAGACACACCUGAGGAUACAUUCAGGAAAGAGACUGUACAAGUGUGAGGAGUGUGAUUUUGCAUGUAACAGGAGUGAUACCUUGAAGACUCACAUGAGGAUACAUUCAGCAGAGAGACUUUACAAGUUUGAGGAGUGUGGUUAUGCUUGUAACCAGAGUUCUGACUUGAAGAAACACAUGAGGAUACAUAAAGAACAGAGACUGUACAAAUGUGAGGUGUGUGGUAAAGCAUUUUAGCAGAGUGGUACCUUGACAACACAUGAAGAUACAUACAGGUGAGAGACUGUUCAAGUGGGAUGUGUGUGGCUUUUCAUUUAAACAUAAAAGUCACUUGAAAAAAACACUUGAUGAUCCAUUCAAGAGAGAAACAAGUGUGAGUUGUGGUUAUGCAUGUAAGAAUAGUGAUUUCUUGAAGACACACAUGAGGAUACAUUCAAGAUAGAGACUGUACAAGUGUGAGGAGUGUGUUUCUGCAUCUUACACUAGUGGUAACACGAGAAGCACAUGAGGAUACAUAAUUGAAGAAAAACUUAAAACAGGAAAAAAUCACUGAUCUCUGAUAAGAGGAGUGUUAGGGCUUCUUGUGAUUAAUAUAAACUUGUAUAAUCAGAUAACUAAACAAUCGUCUCUUAAACGAUAAGCCAUGAAGGUUCAACUUUUGAAAGUAAAAUUAUUUUGUGUUCCUCUACCAAGUUUGUUAAAAUCAUGCCCAUAUGGUAAAACCUUGCCUUGUCCUGAAUCUAUUUUGUUUCCAUAUUAGGUAUAUAACGGUAUAGAACACUUGAAAAAAAAAUCUCUCUGGAACUAUAAGGCCCAGAAUUUUGGAAUUUGGCAUCUUAGUUUGUUCACAACUGGUACAUGGAUGUAACCUGUGUUCCAUAUAUGUAGUAAAACUGACAAAAAUCACUGAAUCCCUUUUGCACAAGGGUUUGGUAGUUAGCAUGAUACAUACAUGUAGCAUGGUUGUUUUCAUGCCCAUUUGAUUGAAACCGACAGUGUGGUAAACUUGUUUGAAUUAUAUAUAUAUAUUUGCCAAGUUUGAAAGUGAUUGUGGUCGGUCAAGUAUUCUUAUAUGGUUACAGUGAAACAUAGUGAACACUGUAGAAUAGUAUGAAUAUAACGGUAACUCAAGUUACAUGUAUGUGCAUUAACUGUUUAUAUUAAUGGCCUGGCUAAAUUCGCAUACGAAGGGCCAGUUUAUGUAUGUAUAUAUACACAACGGACAUAAUUGGCAUGUGAGUUUACCCAAAAUUAAUAAUGAUAAUAAAGCGUAUUGGCAGCUACAUGUAA